UGGGAUUGGCUGUUGCCAUGGAUACGCUUUGUGUAGACUCUAUGGGCGCUGUCUUACAACGAAGCCGAGGAAUCUCGCUGCUGAGGGUUCUGUGCUUUAUUAUGAAGAAUAAUGGAUGAUGAUGAUGCAAAGCUCAAAGCAGAAAUAGAAGCUGAAUUGGAUAAACUCAGCAUUUCCUCCUUGGAAAAAGAGGACAUUGAGAGUGAUUCAAAAUCAGAAACUCAGAGUGAUGAUAGUGAUACAGAUUCGGUUGAAUUACCAGAAUCAGUUCUUCAUUGUAUUAACAUCAUAAAGAACAGGAGUACAGCUGUUGAAGAGCUCAUUCUUCAGGACCUGGAAGAUACUGAUAUUUUAAGCCAUAGUUAUGGAACAGUUUCUAAUAAUCAUAUGCAUUUAAGGACAGGACUAUCAACUGAAUAUGAAGAAAGCUCAGAGCAAUUAAUUAAGAUAUUAUCUGAAAUAGAAAAAGAAGAAUUUAUGAGAAGUAAAACCAAUUGUGCCAGUCCUGAUUUUGUUCCUGAGCCUAUUCCUCAUGACUUGCCUAUGGAUGAACAUGUUUUACCAGAUGAUGCUGAUAUAAAUUUUGGAUACUGUGAAGUGGAAGAAAAAUGUAGACAGUCUUUUGAGGCUUGGCAAGAGAAACAGAAGGAAUUAGAAGAUAAAGAGAAAGAAACUCUCAAAGCUCAGAGGGAUAGAGAAGAAAAACAAUUUCAAGAAGAAGAAGAAAAGCGACAUUGCUGGAUGAAACAAUUUAAAGUUGAAAAGAAGAAAUUAGAGAAUAUUCAGAAGCAAGAACAGGACAAGAUGAAUGAUGAACUCUAUGAAGAAGAGAAAAUUUGGAAAGAGAAAUUUAAACAGCAUGAGGAGUAUAUUAAAAACUUGCAUUUACAAAUGGAAGAAGAAAGGACAAGAUUUAAAGACCAACAGGAAAAAGAAAAAAAUUGUGUGUUAAAACAGCAGAAUAAUGCAGCUGUUAAAAUUCAAGCUAAAUAUAAAGCAUUUGUAGCCUAUCAAAAAUAUGGCCCAAUUAUUAAAGAGCAAAUUGAAAGUAGGAAAAGGAAAGCACAAGAGUGGAAGGAAAAGGAAGCAAAAAUACGACAGAAGGAGGAAGAAAUUCGAAAAAGAUUAGAGGAAGAACAAAGGAUAAAAGAAGAGAGAAAAAAGCAAAAGGAAGAGGAAAGGAAAAGGAGAGAAAAAGAAUAUGAAGACAAAAAGAAUAUUAUGAAACAAAAAAGAGAGCAAUUAAUAAUCAAGGAAAAUAUAAGAUUAAGAGAGGAUGCAAGCCAACAGCUAAUAAUAAGUAGUGCAUUAAAGAAGAGAGGAUAUAAUAACAAACAUUUAAGUCUUGAAGAUAUUUCAAAUGAUAAGGGUGAUAUAGCCAAAAAUCUAGUGGAUGAAAAUUUAAAGAAGCAGGAAGAUGUUCUCCUUUGGUUAGCUGAGGAAUCAAAUAUGAAAGAAAAUAUAGAUAGACAGACUAUAUUAAAAGAAUCAAUACAAGUACAAUUAAAAGAAUCUAUAUCAAGCCAAACAGUUCUGGCAGAUUUUAAAAUGGAAGAAAAAAAUAAAAACCUAGCAAAAAAACAAUGUUCAGAAGAAUGGGUCAAGCAAGAAAGAAAAUAUGAAAAUGUAAAUAACAAAACUGAAUUGGGAGACUCUGGUCUAAAAGGAAAUCUGAAAGAACAGUUUCCACUGCAAGAAUUAAAGUCUGAUGCACAAAAAGAAGAAAUCAUGAAACAUGUCAUAAAUGAGAAUAUGGGACCAAAAACCCAGAUAAUAUUAGAACAUAACCAAGAAAUCAAUGAAGUGAAAACCAGUGAAGCACAGAAAAUAAUCAAAGAUAAUCAGCAGAAAAAGAUACAAAAAGUAGAAAAAGAAGAGAUACAAGAACAGAAUGGAUUAUUAUACAAAGAUAAGGAUACUUUAAUUAUUUCAAUGAAGCAAAAAUCACUCUCACUAACAUCAGAAAAUUCCGAAGAUGUAGGAGAAAACAUAAUAUUACAAGAAAAAGAAAUUUAUUCAAAAGUCAAGGAAAUUGAGGAGAACCCUAAAGACAAUGCUUGGAAUAGUGGCAUUGUGAUUUUUAACACAACUGAUACCAUGAUAAAUAAAGAAGGCAAAAGAAAUAGCCAAGAUUAUGUGUUAGGUAGACAUGCUCCUUGUGAAGACUUGAGUGAUUGUAAUGCAGAAAGCUCCAUGGUACCUAAAGAAGUAAACUCUCUUAAAUCUGAGAUUAGAAAAAUUUCAGAAAAAUGCCCUGAAAAUGGACCUAAACCUGAAAGCAUGACCUGCUCUGUACCAGAGUCAACACUUCUAUAUUCUAUUGAAGAAAAGAGACUAGCCUGGAUAAAAUCAUUUAAACCUUGGCUUGAAAUUUUCAAGCAAAAUCAACAAAAGAAAAUUGUUAGAAGAAAGAGACCUGUGAAAUGCCCAGCCAACAUGACACCCGCUUUGGAUAAACUGAAAAUUCUUCGAUGUGGCCCUUGGGCUACUUUACAGCAGGUUACAACAGUUACAUUUCAAGAUUUGCCAGGCUGUGUUCUUUCUACACUGGCAGAGUGUACAAAUCUUCAGUUUCUAUCCCUUCAACGUUGUGGAUUAACUUCUUUGCACAGCCUGAGUAAUUGUAAAAAUCUUAAGUACAUUGAUGCACAGGAAAACCGUAUUGAGGCUAUUGACUGUGAAAAUUUGGAAAAUCUCUGUGUUGUUCUUCUUAAUAAAAAUCAACUGACUUCUCUUCAUGGUUUGGAGGGCUGCACUAAUAUUCAAUGUCUUGAACUUUCACAUAACAAAAUUACUCGAAUUGGAUAUUCCUUCUUUCUGGAAGAAAACCUUGUUGACAAUACAGAGGGUCUGCCAUCACUUGGGCACCUCUACUUCUUAUCCCUUGCACAAGUCUGGAUUCCAACUGGAUUAUGUUGGUCCCAGAUACCUAUUACCUCAGUUACAAAAAAUUCAGAUUGUAAUUUCCUUAUCUCCCACUUACACUGG
Molecule: messenger RNA, 2988 nt
Organism: Rhinopithecus roxellana (golden snub-nosed monkey)
Lineage: Eukaryota; Metazoa; Chordata; Mammalia; Primates; Cercopithecidae
Product: leucine-rich repeat and IQ domain-containing protein 1
Exons: 11
Molecular function (GO): protein binding
Source: RefSeq, a predicted model, not a curated record